UUCAGCUGCAGUCAGUCGGUCGUUUCGUUUGGUUUGGAGCCGUGAUAUCAACCAAAAAAAAAAAAAAAAAAUAAUUAAUAAUUGCACAGGAAAAAAGGUUUUCCCCGUGCAGGACGCAUCUUUUCUGCAGGACUUUGUGGAGAUCUUUCUGGGAAGAGAAGCUGCAGCUGUGCAUGUCCCAUCCGGAGGGGUGAAGAACCGGAGCGGAGGGUCGCACCGACUACCACUGAGCCCCGAAGCCGCUCGGCAGCAGCAGACCGCCGGCAUGACCCUCACACGGAGCUCCGUCCUCCUCCCGGCUGCCUUCAGCCUGCAGAUCAUGCUGCUCUCUGCCCGCAUACAGGUUUCUUCGGCUUCAGGACACUUUGAGCUCCAGGUCUUGUCGAUGCAGAACAUAAACGGGCAUCUGCAGACCGGCGCCUGCUGCGACUCGGCCCGGGAUGCGACGGAUCGCCGGUGCACGGCCGACGAAUGCGACACCUACUUCCGGGUGUGCCUGAAGGAGUACCAGCUGAAGGUGUCCUCGGCGGGGCCCUGCAGCUUUGGCUCCGCCUCCACGCCCGUGCUCGGUGGGAAUACCUUUUCUCUACGCAACGGCAAGAGCGACAAAGACAGGAUCGUGCUGCCGUUCAGCUUCGCAUGGCCGAGGUCGUACACGUUGAUUGUGGAAGCCUUGGAUUUCAACAACGACUCGUCCUCCGGCAGCGUCGGCGGGGCGCUGAUUGAGAAGGCCGUCCACUCGGGGAUGAUCAACCCCAGCCGGCAGUGGCAGAGCCUGAAGCGCAACGGCCCCGUGGCUCAGUUCCACUACCAGGUCCGCCUCAGCUGUGACGAGCACUACUACGGCUUCGGCUGCAACAAGUUCUGCCGCCCGCGGGACGACUUCUUCGGACACUAUGAGUGCGACCACAACGGCAACAAGACGUGCCUGGAGGGCUGGUCCGGUCCAGACUGCAACACUGCGAUCUGCAGGCAGGGCUGCAGCACAGAACACGGAUCCUGUAAAGUUCCUGGAGAGUGCAAGUGUCUGUAUGGCUGGCAGGGGGAGUACUGUGAUCAGUGUAUCCCUCACCCCGGCUGUGUUCACGGCAGUUGUGUGGAGCCCUGGCAGUGUCUCUGUGACACCAACUAUGGAGGACAGCUGUGUGACAAAGAUCUGAACACGUGUGCAACGCUGCAGCCGUGUGUGAACGGAGGAACCUGCAGCAACACAGGGCCGGACAAAUACCACUGCUCCUGUCCAGAUGGCUUCUCAGGGGUCAACUGUCAUAGAGCGGACCACGCCUGUCUGUCCAACCCGUGUCUGAGGGGAGGAAGCUGUGUGGAAACCAGUCAGGGUUUCGAGUGUCGCUGUGCCGCCGGCUGGACCGGACCCUCCUGCUCCACCAAUGUGGACGAGUGUCUGGUGAACCCCUGCAGUCACGGAGGAACCUGUCAGGACCUGGUGAACGGGUUCAAGUGCACAUGUCCGCCCCAGUGGACCGGAAAGACCUGCCUCAUCGAUGCCAACGAGUGCGACGACGACCCCUGUGCCAACGCCAACUCCUGCCGAAAUCUGAUUGGAGGAUACUUCUGCGAGUGCGUCCCAGGUUGGACGGGGCAGAACUGCGACAAGAAUAUUAACGACUGUCGAGGUCAGUGUCAGAACGGAGCGACAUGCAAGGACCUGGUGAACGGCUAUAAAUGUCUUUGCACUGCGGGUUUCGCCGGCGAACAAUGCGAGAAAGACGUGGACGAGUGCGCCAGCGGGCCGUGCCUCAACGGCGGCCGUUGCCACGACGAAGUUAACGGUUUCCACUGCCUGUGUCCGCCCGGUUUCUCCGGGAGUCGCUGUCAGUUGGAUAUCGAUUACUGCCUCCACGGUCCGUGUCAGAACGGCGGCCAGUGUUUCAACCUCGGGUCAGAAUACGUCUGUAAAUGUCCCGAAGACUUUGAGGGCAAGAACUGCUCGCACCUGAAGGACCACUGCCGCACGACGCCCUGCAAAGUGAUUGAUAGCUGCACAGUGGCGGUGGCGUCCAAUAGCACGCCGGGCGGGGUGCGUUUGAUUUCGUCCAACGUGUGCGGCCCCCACGGCCGGUGUCGGAGUCAUGCAGGCGGACAGUUCAGCUGCGAGUGUGAAGAAGGAUUCACCGGGACUUACUGCCACGAGAACAUAAACGACUGUGAGAGCACCCCCUGUCUGAACGGAGGAACUUGUAUCGAUAAAGUCAGUCAGUUUCAGUGCAUCUGUGCCGACGGCUGGGACGGACCUUCCUGCCAGAACAACAUCGACGACUGCAGCUCUGCUCCCUGUCGGAACCGCGGCGUCUGUCGAGAUCUGGUCAACGAUUUCUACUGCGAGUGUAACAACGGCUGGAAGGGGAAGACCUGCCACUCAAGAGAGAGUCAGUGCGACGAGGCGACCUGUAACAACGGAGGAACCUGCUACGACGAAGGAGACGCCUUCAAGUGUCUGUGUGCGGCCGGCUGGGAGGGCGCCACCUGUAACAUCGCGGAGAACAGCAGCUGUCUGCCGAGUCCGUGUGAGAACGGAGGAACCUGUGUGGUGGACGGAGACUCCUUCAGCUGCGUCUGUAAGGAGGGCUGGGAGGGCGCCACCUGCAGCCACAAUGCCAACGACUGCAGUCCUCAUCCCUGUUACAACAGCGGUACCUGUGUCGAUGGAGACAACUGGUAUCGAUGUGAAUGUGCUCCGGGGUUCGCCGGCCCAGACUGCAGAAUCAAUAUCAAUGAGUGCCAGUCGUCGCCCUGCUCCUUCGGCUCCACCUGUGUGGAUGAAAUCAACGCUUUCCGUUGCAUCUGUCCACCAGGAAGAACCGGCCCCCGCUGCCAAGAAGUGUCGGGGAGGCCCUGUGUGGUCGGAGGGGUGGUGGCUCUGGAUGGAAGCAGAUGGGACGAAGACUGCAACAAGUGCCACUGUCACAACGGGAGGGUCGCCUGCACGGAGGUGGAGUGCAUGGCCCCGCCCCCAGCCAGGUGUCCGUCAGAGAGCGACUGCGCCAACGUCACCAUCACCUUCAACAAGGACAUCAUGGCAAUGGGUGUGACGGUGGAGCAGGUUUGUCGUGAGCUCAGGAGCCUCUACGUCGUCAAGAAUCUGUCCUCCGACUCCUCCGUCUCCAUGAGCUGCGAGCUGUCGCUCAGCACCAACAAGGAGAUCCACGUAGCCAUCUCGACAGAGGACAAGAGGAGAGGUCUGACCUUUGCCAAGGAAAUCACAGACAGGAUCAUGGAUCUGGUGAGCAAGCGGAGCGCCAACAGCACCAUCAUCAGCGCCAUUGCGGAGGUUCGGAUCCAGAGGAGACAGAGCCACGACCCCAACGCAGACCACCUCGUGCCCAUCCUGGUUUCCGCGGUGAUUGUCAUCUGGGCGUUGGCGAUCGCCUUCAUGUUGCUGUGGUUCGUGAGGAGGCGGAGGAAGCAGAGCGCCCACGCGGGGGUCAGCACCCAGGCGGCGACGACGGCGGCUGCUGCUGCUGCUACGGUGUCUUUGGCACCGGUAGCCGAGGACAACAACGCCCUCCACAACAGCGUCAGUUACGCCCGCGAGCAGCUCAACCACAUCAAGAACCCCAUCGUGAAAAACACACCAAACCAUCAACAUCAACACCACCAGUCGCUACUCCAUCACCACCUCUGCGACGACAAGAACGCCGUCAACGCCAAGAUCAGGAGGUCGGACACUGGAAGCCAGUCGGAGGAGGACGAGAUGGACAAGAGGCUGCAGAAGGCGAGGUUCCCCCGGGCAACGCCAGCGUACUCGCUGGUGGACUGGGAGGACCGACCACCCCAGCAUACGACGGGCAAACCCCAACACUGGACUAGCAAACAGGACAACAGGCAACCGCAGUCACAGAGUGUGAACAGGAUGGAGUAUAUUGUAUAACCGACGGGGCUCAGAGUGACUGGACGGUCCACAGAGAUCAGACCCACCACGGUGGUGGAAGACUUUUGGUUAAUUGUCCUUUUUUUGGUUCUUCUUCUUCUUUUGUUCUUUUGUUUCAAGAUGGAUUUUUUUCCCGUUUAAUUUAUGACGCUGUCCUGAACGGUCCACUGCGGUUGGCUGGAUCUCCGAUUUUGUGGACAUCUUCGUUAAGGACAGAAUUUAGAGCGUUUCUAAAAGACUGACGUGAACGAAAAAAGCAUCUUUUGAUUCAAUAAUGAGUUUUGUAUUUGAAUGUGCUGUUGCCUUGUUGCAACCACGGCACCGGACCAAUUUGGGAGAAAAAUAUAUUUAUUUUGUUUUCUUUUGGGGGGGGUUGAGUCAAUAUGAAGAAUUGUCCACGUAGAAUGUUUCUGUAUAGAUGUGUAAAUAUUUUUUAAUUAAUCAUUGUGUAUAUUUGAUUUAUUAACUUAAUCGUCAAGAGCCUUUAAGAUAUUACUUUUG
Molecule: messenger RNA, 4390 nt
Organism: Anoplopoma fimbria (sablefish)
Lineage: Eukaryota; Metazoa; Chordata; Actinopteri; Perciformes; Anoplopomatidae
Product: protein jagged-1a-like
Exons: 26
Coding region: 266-3889 (1207 amino acids)
Biological process (GO): Notch signaling pathway; heterophilic cell-cell adhesion; multicellular organism development
Cellular component (GO): protein-containing complex; plasma membrane
Molecular function (GO): calcium ion binding; protein binding
Source: RefSeq, a predicted model, not a curated record